UUAAAUUUUGAGGAGGAAGUGGAAAGAAGAAAAGAAAAAAACAGUGGUGAUGGCGGCAGUGAUUUCUGUCAUAGUCAUCGUCCCGUUGAGCUCGAGCGCCGCCAUUUCCGAAACUCGCCAGACCAGAACUAACUUCUCCGUCGCUUCCAUUUCUUCAUUUUCCUCUUCCCGGUUUUGGUUCGGACAAAUCGUUGCAGGAGCCGGUUCCCGCACCGCGAAUUUUGGUCACUGCCUCCGUCGCGGCGACGGAGAUGGUGGUGGCAGCCGCAGUGGCGCUGUUGGUGGGUUUAUGGUCUCGGGAUGUCUCCCUCUGGAUUGUCCUUCUUCUUCGUCCGCUUAUCCGAGGCCGAAGACGAAACUCUACGUCAGUGGGCUUUCUUUCCGUACAACCGAAGAGAGCUUACGGAAAGCUUUUGAACAGUUUGGUGAUCUGGUAGAUGUCAAUUUGGUGAUGGAUAAGUUGGCUAAUAGACCGAGAGGAUUUGCUUUCCUGCGGUAUGCAACAGAGGAGGAAUCUAAGAAAGCUAUCGAAGGAAUGCAUGGGAAGUUCUUGGACGGCAGAGUGAUAUUCGUGGAAGAAGCGAAACCAAGAUCAGAAAUUCGCAAAGCUCAAGUGAAAACCGGUACAUUUCCCACAAGCAGACCUUCCAGUUAUUUGUAAGGCUUUUUUAACACAGUUGGAAUUGUGUAUAUCUGUAGUGUAAAGCCAUGACAAAGAGAUCCAUGAAACGGACGGACAGAUUCUGUCCUCAUGUUUCAUUAUUUCCGAGAUCUGUUUCGGCACUGUCGCGAACAUCUAACUUUGGAUCUUGCGGCCAAAACCACAUGGUGGUUAUGGCAAAGCGACUCGUGGGCAUGCGCAUGGCCAUAGUAUUCCAUUAGUCUUUGUAUUUGUUAUAUGCACAAUCUACAAUACUUUAAAUUUGUUUGUCAUAAGGCUGGAUUUCUUGGGAUAUUCCAACACAUA
Molecule: messenger RNA, 967 nt
Organism: Tarenaya hassleriana
Lineage: Eukaryota; Viridiplantae; Streptophyta; Magnoliopsida; Brassicales; Cleomaceae
Product: 29 kDa ribonucleoprotein, chloroplastic
Exons: 4
Coding region: 50-661 (203 amino acids)
Biological process (GO): chloroplast mRNA modification; cytidine to uridine editing
Cellular component (GO): chloroplast
Molecular function (GO): RNA binding
Source: RefSeq, a predicted model, not a curated record